Messenger RNA from Felis catus (domestic cat), 2567 nucleotides. RefSeq names its product ISL LIM homeobox 1 (gene ISL1). Gene Ontology annotation, cellular component: nucleus. The record is from RefSeq and is a predicted model, not a curated record. The coding region runs from base 331 to 1380 and encodes 349 amino acids. Gene Ontology annotation, biological process: positive regulation of transcription by RNA polymerase II; axonogenesis; neuron fate specification. The transcript has 6 exons. Gene Ontology annotation, molecular function: DNA-binding transcription factor activity, RNA polymerase II-specific; cis-regulatory region sequence-specific DNA binding. Lineage: Eukaryota; Metazoa; Chordata; Mammalia; Carnivora; Felidae.
CUCGCCUGACGUCCCCGCGCGCUGCGUCAGACCAAUGGCGAUGGAGCUGAGUUGGAGCAGAGAAGUUUGAGUAAGAGAUAAGGAAGAGAGGUGCCCGAGCCGCGUCGAGUCCGCCGCCGCCGCAGCGCCUCUGCUCCGCCAACUCCGCCGGCUUAAACUGGACUCCCAGCUCCGCGAGGGCGCGGCGCAGCCGGGCAGCGGCUCUCUCAGCCUUGGCAACCCCAGGGGCCACUAUUUCCCACUUAGCCACAGCUCCAGCAUCCUCUCUGAGGGCUGUUCACCAACUGUACAACCACCAUUUCACUGUGGACAUUACUCCCUCUUACAGAUAUGGGAGACAUGGGCGAUCCACCAAAAAAAAAACGUCUGAUUUCCCUAUGUGUUGGUUGCGGCAAUCAAAUUCACGAUCAGUAUAUUCUGAGGGUUUCUCCGGAUUUGGAAUGGCAUGCGGCAUGUUUGAAAUGUGCAGAGUGUAAUCAGUAUUUGGACGAGAGCUGUACCUGCUUUGUUAGAGAUGGGAAAACCUACUGUAAAAGGGAUUAUAUCAGGUUGUACGGGAUCAAAUGCGCCAAGUGCAGCAUCGGCUUCAGCAAGAACGACUUCGUGAUGCGCGCCCGCUCCAAGGUGUACCACAUCGAGUGUUUCCGCUGCGUGGCUUGCAGCCGUCAGCUCAUCCCUGGGGAUGAGUUCGCGCUUCGGGAGGACGGGCUCUUCUGCCGUGCAGACCACGACGUGGUGGAGAGGGCCAGCCUGGGCGCCGGUGAUCCGCUCAGCCCUCUGCACCCGGCGCGGCCGCUGCAAAUGGCAGCCGAGCCCAUCUCUGCCCGGCAGCCGGCCCUGCGGCCCCAUGUGCACAAGCAGCCGGAGAAGACCACCCGCGUUCGGACUGUGCUGAACGAGAAGCAGCUGCACACCUUGCGGACCUGCUAUGCCGCCAACCCCCGGCCAGACGCGCUCAUGAAGGAGCAACUGGUGGAGAUGACAGGCCUCAGUCCCCGCGUGAUCCGGGUCUGGUUUCAAAACAAGCGGUGCAAGGACAAGAAGCGGAGCAUCAUGAUGAAGCAGCUCCAGCAGCAGCAGCCCAAUGACAAAACUAAUAUCCAGGGGAUGACAGGAACUCCCAUGGUGGCUGCCAGUCCAGAGAGACACGAUGGUGGCUUACAGGCAAACCCAGUGGAGGUGCAAAGUUACCAGCCGCCUUGGAAAGUACUGAGUGACUUCGCCUUGCAGAGUGACAUAGAUCAGCCUGCUUUUCAGCAACUGGUGAAUUUUUCAGAAGGAGGACCGGGCUCUAAUUCCACUGGCAGUGAAGUGGCGUCGAUGUCCUCUCAGCUCCCAGAUACACCUAACAGCAUGGUAGCCAGUCCUAUUGAGGCAUGAGGAACAUUCAUUCAGAUGUAUUUUUUUUCCCUGUUGGAGAAAGUGGGAAAGUAUAAUGUUGAACUCCGAAACAAAAGUAUUUAACGACCCAGUCAAUGAAAACUGAAUCGAGAAAUGAAUGCUCCAUGAAAUGCACGAAGUCUGUUUUAAUGACAAGGUGAUAUGGUAGCAACACUGUGAAGACAAUCAUGGGAUUUUACUAGAAUUAAACAACAAACAAAACCCAAACCCAACAUACGCUAUCCAAUGACCUUAGGAGUACUGAAAAAAAAAAGACGUUUUUAAAACGUAGAGGAUUUAUAUUCAAGGAUCUCAAAAAAAGCAUUUUCAUUUCACUGCACAGCUAGAGAAAAGCAGAAAUAGAGAUUUUCUAGUCCAUCCUAUUCUGAAUGGUGCUGUUUCUAUAUUGGUCAUUGCCUUGCCAAACAGGAGCUCCGGCAAGUGAGCAGGAAGAGAAAACUGGCCUCCUUGGCUGAAAGUCCUUUCAGGAAGGUGGAGCUGCGUUGGUUUGCGAUGUUUUUCGUUGACUUUAACAAGGGGUUAAUUGAAAUCCUGGGUCUCUUAGCAUGUCCUGUAGCUGGUUUCUUUUUUACUUUUGCCCCUCCCCCCUUCUUCUUCUUCUUCUUCUUCUUCUACUUCUUCUUCUUCUUCUUCUUUGCUUUUUUUUUUUUUGAGAUCCAUCCUCUAUCAAGAAGUCAGAAGCGACUUUAAAGGUUUUUGAAUUCAAAUUUAAAAACCAACUUAUAAAGCAUUGCAACAAGGUUACCUCUAUUUUGCCACAAGCGUCUCGGGAUUGUGUUUGACUUGUGUCUGUCCAAGAACUUUUCCCCCAAAGAUGUGUAUAGUUAUUGGUUAAAAUGACUGUUUUCUCUCACUCUGGAAAUAAAGAGGAAAAAAAAAGGAAACUUUUUUUUUGUUUGCUCUUGCAUUGCAAAAAUUAUAAAGUAAUUUAUUAUUUAUUGUCGAAAGACUUGCCACUUUUCAUGUCAUUUGACAUUUUUUGUUUGCUGAAGUAAAAAAAAAAAGAUAAAGGUUAUACCGUGGUCUUUGAAUUAUAUGUCUAAUUCUAUGUGUUUUGUCUUUUUUCUUAAAUAUUAUGUGAAAUCAAAGCGCCAUAUGUAGAAUUAUAUCUUCAGGACUAUUUCACUAAUAAACGUUUGGCAUAGAUAAAUAAAUAAAUGCAAUGA